UUAUUUACAAAUUUCAACCAAUAAUUAAAACAGUUUGGUCAGAGUAUUCUUUAUUUAUUUUGAAAUGGCAGUAUUCUUUAUUAUUAUCGACAAAAAAUCCACGACAUCCCAGCAAUUCAACCAACACAAAUACUCCUCCCUCCUCCUCCUCCUCCAAACUUGGAAUAUGUUCGAUUACUGUUUAGAGUUACAUAUGUCCAUUAUUCUUCAGUCUUUUUAAUCCAUCAUUCAAGAUUACACGUUUCUUUCUGGAGAAUAUUUGUUGUUUCUCUGAUAAACAUUUUGUGCUGGGAGAUGUUUGAGAUAUUUGGGUGCAAAUGUUUCCAUUGGAAAAGAAUAGACAAUCUGUUACCAUCUGAACCAGACACCUAUUCUCUCCCUGCUUCUCUUCCUGAUUGGCCUCCAGGUUGGAAGUUGGUUGUUUUAAAGAAGAGUACUCCAGACUUCCAGUUCAUGUACAAUUGCCACCUGUUACACUUCGAAAAUUAUGCAACACGCACCGGCCAAGGAUUUGCUUCUGGAAGGAUAAGUCUAGGGGAAAUUGAAGUUAUUAAAAUAUCUAGGCUAGAGUUCAUUUGGACCUGCAAACUUCCACAAGACGAGAAGAAAGGUGUUUCAUUCUACAAGCCUGCUGCAGUGCCUGAUGGAUUUAAUAGCCUUGGUCACCAAUGCCAAAUUAACAACCAGCCCUUAAGAAGCUUUCUUCUUGUGGCUAGGGAGGUGGCUAUUACUAAGACAGAAGCUGCAAUUUUUAGCAGCCCUGUUAAUUCACCUGCUCUUCGGAAGCCCAUUGAUUAUAUACUAGUCUGGAGUUCAUACAGUUUUAAUGAUGAAAGCUAUGAUGGAUGUGGUUUCUUCUGGCUACCUCAGCCUCCUGAUGGUUAUAAACCCUUGGGCUAUUUAGUUACAAACAACCCAGACAAGCCAGAUUUGGAUGAAGUGAGAUGUGUUAGAGCAGACCUGACGGAUGGGUGUCAAGCUUAUCGCCCGAUUCUUAAUGUUUAUUCUAAGUUUUCAUCUUUUCCAUUUGAAGUUUGGAGCACAAGGCCCAGUCAUCGAGGAAUGAUUGGGAAAGGGGUUUCAGUUGGCACAUUUUUCUGUGGUAGCUACUGUACAUCUGGAGAGGAACUGAAUAUUGCGUGCUUGAGGAAUGCAAAUCCUGAACUGCAUAGCAUGCCUAAUCUUGAACAGAUCCAUGCACUAAUAAACCACUAUGGUCCCACAGUUUUCUUUCAUCCUGAUGAGGUCUACUUACCAUCUUCUGUUUCAUGGUUCUUCAAAAACGGAGCUCUCUUGUACAGAGCUGGUGAUUUGACAGGUGAAUCCAUUGAUGCUAGCGGCUCAAAUUUGCCAGCUGGUGGAACAAAUGAUAGGGCAUUUUGGAUAGACUUGCCUAGUGAUGAUCACAGAGAUACUGUAAAACAUGGAAACUUGAAAAGUGCAAAACUUUAUGUUCAUGUGAAACCUGCAUAUGGUGGGACUUUCACCGAUCUCGCAAUGUGGGUCUUUUGUCCAUUCAAUGGACCAGGGACUCUGAAAGUUGGACCUCUAAGUUUUCCCUUUAGCAAGAUUGGGCAGCAUGUGGGUGACUGGGAACACUUCACUCUUCGCAUAUGCAACUUCAGCGGAGAGCUGUGGAGUAUGUAUUUCUCUCAGCAUAGUGGUGGCCAGUGGAUUGAGGCUUAUAAUUUGGAGUACAUAGAAGGCAAUAAACCUAUUGUUUAUUCCUCUAAAAAUGGACAUGCAAGCUAUCCUCAUCCUGGGACAUACAUCCAGGGAUCCGCAAAACUUUGGAUUGGAAUAAGAAAUGACGCAGCUCGUAGUAAUUUAUUCGUGGAUUCAAGCACCCAUUAUGAAAUUAUUGCAGGUGAAUAUAUAGCAGGAGAUAUUAUUGAACCUGGUUGGUUGCAGUACAUGAGAGAGUGGGGGCCAACAAUUGUCUACAAUUCAAGGAAUGAGCUAGACAAGAUAUUUAAUCGUUUACCUGUGAUGCUUAGAUAUUCUGUGGAGAACAUAUUUUAUAAGCUACCAGUGGAGCUCUAUGGGGAAGAAGGUCCUACUGGACCAAAGGAAAAGAACAAUUGGGUGGGAGAUGAAAGAAGCUAGGUCUAUUGCAGGGAUUUUAACUUACAUUUCUCUUGCAGUCUGUAAACCUGUUACACGACUAGAAAAUCAUUGAUUCCCGCAGCUUGUAAUUUUUAUAUAUGUGUUGUUCUUGUACAGAAAAUGAUAGUAUGAGCAUGAUUCUCCUUCAAGUUAAAGUUCUUUAUUGUGAGAAAGGAGGCAGCAGAUUUUUCAUUGUGGAUAGUGAAGAGAAUAAUAUUUAUUGUAUUUAGCAUUCUUUUUUUUUGUGAGUUUGCUCAUUUGCAAAGUCUCAAGACUCUGCUAAUGUAUGUGUCUUGUAAGGUAGCUUAUCAGGCAAAAUAUGAGAAACUUAUUCAGUUUUGCAGUUAAUAGAAGGAUUUCAAUUGUUCAAUUUCCAAAUAUUUAUAAAAUUUCAGCUUUGUCGGA
This is a messenger RNA of Ricinus communis (castor bean), 2511 nucleotides long. RefSeq lists its product as uncharacterized. Bases 295 to 2106 code for a protein of 603 amino acids. Lineage: Eukaryota; Viridiplantae; Streptophyta; Magnoliopsida; Malpighiales; Euphorbiaceae. The record is from RefSeq and is a predicted model, not a curated record. The transcript is spliced from 3 exons.